CUCAGAGCGAUUGCCAUGACUCGAUUUUUUUGGACACUGUAAUUUCAAUUAAAAUAUAUAUAUACAUAGACUAUAUAUAUAUAUAUACAUAAGAACUAUGUUCUCUAAGGCUCUGAAACAAACAGCCUUGCACUUUGGGUACAGAUCAAGAAGAGCCUGGUGGUCAGUACACUCCCGAAGAAUGGUAUCUACAAGUACAGUCCAGCAUGCAGUGAAGGCGGCUUAUUAUCGCGGUGGCACCUCGCGCGCCCUUAUCUUCCAAGUCCAAGAUCUGCCGGCUGACGACGCGACCCGUAAGGAGCUCUUCCUCCAGGCGAUGGGAUCCCGGGACCCGCACGCUCGACAGCUCAACGGCAUGGGCGCGGGCGUGUCCAGCCUGUCGAAAAUCUGCAUCGUGAAGUCAACGCCGGGGGCUGAAUGCCACGUGGACUACACGUUUGUAGGGAUGGGCAUCGAGGGCGACGAAGCGGACUACAUGGGCAACUGCGGAAACAUGAGCAGCGCGAUUGGGCCGUACGCGUUCAACGAGCGGCUUUUGGGGCUAGAGGAUCAAGAGUAUCUGAGGGAUGGGCACGUCACCGUGCGCAUCCGCAACACGAACACGGGCGUCAUCAUAUGCAGCACGUUCCGAGUUGAGGGCGGCCAGGCUCGCGUUGAUAGCGACACGGAGAUUGACGGCGUCUCCGGGCUUGGCACCGGCGUCAUGCUCGACUUCCUGAAGCCUGGUGGCUCGAAGACGGGGAAGCUACUGCCAACGGGUAAUGUGGUUGAUGUGAUCGAUGGCGUGGAAGUUAGCUGCGUGGACUCUGCGAAUCCGAACGUUUUCGUGCGCGCGACUGACGUGGGCAUCGAGCCAACAAUCCUGCCUGCGGCACUUACGGAGCUGAAGGAUAAGCGCCAGAUGUUGGAGCGGAUCAGGGAAAGGGCUGCCGUAAUGAUGGGGCUGUGCGAUGAGGGCGACGUGCCACCUCGCGUGAUCCCCAAAAUUGCCAUCGUGCACCCUCCGACGCAAUCUACGACCUUGUCUGGCAAGGUGGUGCCAGCGCAUGAAUUGGACUUGGUUGUGCGGUUCAUAUCAGACACGCUGCCGCAUCGGGCCAUUCCCUUAACAGGAGCGCUGUGCACGGCAACAGCGGCGAAAGUGAAAGGAUCAGUGGUAGAGAGGUGCUUAGGGAUGAGAGCAGUGAAAGAAGACGUCAUUACGAUUGGACAUCCGAGUGGGAAGAUACAAGUUGAUGCGAAGAUGGGCGAGACAGGGGAAGUAGAGAGCGCCUCAGUUGUACGGACGGCGAGGCGGAUCAUGGAGGGAAUGGUAUUUUGGAAUGCAUAAGUAGCAGGUUCUGGUCUUGUGGUUGCUUACAGAGCAAGGAUAUCGAUGGUCGCGAUUGUAGGCACAAACCAGAGGGCUUGAGUUCGUGAGCUCAGUCAUAGGAAUACUUACAAGACUGGGGGUGAUUUUCAAUAUGGACACCAAUUACCUGGAUGAGGUAUGCAUGGGGUUCUCGACAAGGACACUCGAAGGCAAGCGCCACAUGGGGAAUGGUAUUGCUUAAAGAUAGGACGGAUAGUAUGGCAUGAGAGUUCAUCAAUAAUACAGGACGUGAAUUUAGUCCAGCGGUAGUUGCAGCAUGUCGCAUGAGGAGGAUUCCAGACGCAUGCCAAGCAAUAACCCAUCGUCACGAAUGGCAAAUCAUCUGAAGCCGACUCCACGACCUGCACGUACAUCCUCAUAGAGUGCGGGUAUUCUUAUCGAUGAUAGUCGGAUUCUUUUGCGCAUGCUGUUGAACGAAUAGAGGCUACAAGCUCUUCUGUAGCCAAGCAAAUGGCAAAUUGCGGAAGCAGACGCAUGAAACUGUUGAAGGUACUAAGUUGAGGGAGCAUGAAGCACUGACUGAACUGUCAGCGAGAUGAGUGUUAUACGUGAG
Verruconis gallopava is the source of this 1925-nucleotide messenger RNA. RefSeq lists its product as uncharacterized. Lineage: Eukaryota; Fungi; Ascomycota; Dothideomycetes; Venturiales; Sympoventuriaceae. The transcript has a single exon. The record is from RefSeq and is a predicted model, not a curated record. The coding region runs from base 98 to 1330 and encodes 410 amino acids.